Molecule: messenger RNA, 2019 nt
Organism: Amborella trichopoda
Lineage: Eukaryota; Viridiplantae; Streptophyta; Magnoliopsida; Amborellales; Amborellaceae
Product: UDP-glycosyltransferase 1
Molecular function (GO): UDP-glucosyltransferase activity
Source: RefSeq, a predicted model, not a curated record
GUAUGAUUUAGUUUGGAAUGGUGAAUAGGGGUUUCCACCACCACCACCACCGCAGCCCGUUUCCAUGUCCAGGUGUAAGACUUUUACCUUUAAAGGUAGACCACAGUGUGGUUCCUAUUCACUUGAGACCUUGGAAUUGAGCCUUUCCUCUUCUCUAGGGGAGAGGAGAUCAGUGGGAUAAAGCCAGGCCUUCUUCCUCUAAUACACUUACUCUCUCACUCUUGGGAAUUGACUCUCUCUCUCUCUCUCUCUCUCUCUCUCUCUCUCUCUAAGAUGAAGCAAGAGGUGGUUCUCUACCCUUCUCCAGGCAUGGGCCACCUGGUUUCCCUGGUAGAGCUGGGAAAGCUCAUCCUCCGCCACCACCCCACCUUCUCUAUCACUGUCCUGAUCACCAAGCCCCCAUUCGACACAGGCGCCACGGCUGAAUACGUUGCUCGUGUCGCAUCCCAAGUCUCGGCCAUCACCUUCCACGAGCUUCCCCCUGCCGACCUCAACGUCCUCAACCCAAACCUUGAACUCCUAAUUUUCGAGUGGCUCUCCCUCUGCAAGCCCCAUGUCUCCGAAGCACUCCUAUCCAUUUCCGAAAAGGCUCGAAUCAAGGCCUUCAUCAUGGACUUCUUUUGUUGCACUGCACUGGAAGUGGCGCGGGGAAUGGGCAUCGCCUCCUACAUCUUCUUCACCUCCGGUGCCGGCUUCCUAGAUAUUUUCUUCUAUUUCCCUGAGCUUCACAAAGAAAAUCCUGGGAGUUUCACAGACCUCGACCGUGAUCUCGUAGUCCCAGGGAUCCCACCCUUUCCCCCAAGAAUCAUGCCAACUGUAAUGCAGGACAAGAGCCAGGACGUCUACGACUGGUGCAUGUACUAUGCCAGCACCAUGCCGAAAGCUGAUGGCAUCCUAGUCAACACGUUCGAGCAGCUCGAGCCCUUGGCGCUCAAGGCCCUGGCAGCCAACGAGUUCCGCCCCGGUGUCCCCAUGCCAAAGAUUUAUUGUGUCGGGCCUCUCAUCACUGUUGGUGAUGCAGACAGGAGCUCCGAGGUGCUUGCAUGGCUGGAUACACAACCGGAGGGCAGCGUCGUGUUCCUGUGCUUUGGCAGCGUGGGCAGGCUCUCAGCGACCCAGAUAAGAGAGAUUGCGAUAGGGCUCGAGAGCCAGCGGCAGCGGUUUUUAUGGGUGGUACGCAGCCCUCCAACCGAGGACCCGUCCAGGAAGUUCCUGCCACCGGCAGACCCCGACCUCGACGCGCUACUCCCAGAGGGAUUCUUGGAGCGUACAUCAGGGAGAGGGAUGGUGGUGAAGAAUUGGGCACCACAGGUGGCCGUGUUGCGCCACUCGGCUGUCGGGGGCUUUGUGACGCACUGCGGGUGGAACUCAAUUCUGGAGAGCAUCUGUGCGGGAGUGCCCAUGGCCGCAUGGCCCCUGUAUGCAGAGCAGGAAUCGAAUGCCUUCAUGAUGGUGGGAGCAUUGCAGUUAUCAGUGAGACUAGAAAGGGAUGACAACGGCUUCGUAAAGGCGGAGGCACUGGCUCGCUGUUUGCGCGAGUUGAUGGAGACUGAGUCCGGGAAGAGGCUCAGGGAGAGGACCACGGUGCUCAAGGAUGGCGCGGCCAAGGCGCUGAGUGAGGGUGGGACCUCGCUCAAGAGCUUGGAAUUACUCGUGAAAGCGUGGGACCAAGCGCCUAACUGACCCUACGGGUUCAGGAUUCGAGCUUGGGCUUGACCGGUCACCGCUAAAUUUCUGAGCUCGCAUAAAAACCCGAAGUAGGGAGUCCCGGCGUCUAAAAUUAAGUAUAUGGCUUUGUGGGCUUUGAGAUAUCGUUGUACCUUUGUGCUAAGAUGAUUUCGUUUGUGUAGGAAUAAGCUCGGCUUUGAGUGGUUAGCAACUUUUGUUAAGCAAUGCUAUAUCUCGAGUGAGAAUGACCAGGUGUCCAGCAUGAGACUUUCUUACCGAAAGGCUGGGCUCAAAUCUUUGAUUUUCUUACCAAAAGGUAGGGCUCAAAUCUUUAUUGGCGUACCAUUUUUA